Molecule: messenger RNA, 1296 nt
Organism: Paraglomus brasilianum
Lineage: Eukaryota; Fungi; Glomeromycota; Glomeromycetes; Paraglomerales; Paraglomeraceae
Source: the annotation of a GenBank genome assembly
AUGCCCCAAGAGCCUAAAGCUAAGAAAAAACGGGUUCCCAUCACUGCUCUGACAAAGCAAGAGAUUUGCCUUAAGAAAAGAGACAACGGAAAACUCAGGGACGAAGACCUCGCUAGAGAGUAUGGCUUGGAUAGAAGCACUAUAACCAAGAUCCUCAAGCAGCGCGAGAGAUGGUUAUCGAUAGACCCUACGUCGAACCAUGCGAGACAAAAGACGCAAAAGUCCCCUAAAUUUCCACAGAUAGAGUCUGCUCUAGCCGACUGGUUGACCAUGGCCGUUUCGAAUGGAGAGGCCGUCAGCGACGCUCAGCUGCAACAAAAGGCGUUGGAAUUUGCGCAAAUGUAUGGCCUUAGAAACGAGUUUCAAGCGUCCAAUGGAUGGAUAUCAAAAUUCAAGACGAGGCAUCAUCAACCAAGAAACAACAGCGACACUACCACGACCAAUGAAGUUUCCCUGUCAGUCAGUCAGCCGCAGACUGUGCCUGGCACGUCCGUUCUUUCCUCCUCCGAGCAUCAACCUUAUAUCAAUUUGACACCAACCACCAGCUACACUACUCCACAAUCCUCAAGAACCAAUGGGGCAACGACAAUCUCGAUGGGACCUCCGUCAGGCUCACCACUCAUCCAUUACCCGGGCACAACCUCAAAUACUUUGGGGAAUCCAUUCACUCCUUCACGCAUGUUUACUCUUGAUGCCAUGUCACAUUUUUCACUGGAUAAUACAGCGUUCGUCUUCUGCGAUUACCAAAACGAUGUCAUUGCCAUGUAUCAGAAUAACGCGAGUCUGAACCAAUGUUUGACCAAAUCGCGUAACCUUUUCCGGUCAGUACAUCAGCAUAGGCAGAAGAAGAAUCUUGCAAUUAUUUCUGUUGGUGUUUGUUUCCGACAAGGAUAUCCUGAAGUAUCUCCUCACAAUGCACAUUUCUUAAUGUGGAAACAGUUCGGCAGACUCGUUGAGGGAACUAAAGGGGCCGAGUUUAUUGACGGAUUGGUACCUCACGAGGGCGAUAUCGUUAUUAAGAAACGCCGCAUUGAUGCCUUCUACAAUACAGAACUGAAAAUGGUCCUUGAAUCACGUAACAUCCGUCAAGUCGUACUUGCAGGAAUCGACACCGGCGGGGUAGUUCUAGCAACCAUGCAAUCUGCUGCUGAUAGGGACUUUAAAGUCGUUGUUGUACGCGAUUGCUGCUUCGAUGCUAGCGAAUCAGUACAAAAUACGCUUAUGGAAGAGGUCUUACCGAAAUAUGGUGUUAUGGUUGUUAAUUUGGAGACUAUUAUGGCGAUGCUGAGAGUUUAA